CUGACUACCAACGUUGUCAGACCUCACCGUAUUAUAAAUCCAUUGCUCCCUGCACUACGAGCCCGCAAAACUCGCACAAACAUUUAUAUCUCGUCCGUCGUGGCGUCCGUCACCAAAGAGGUCGGCUCGCAUUGGGGAUUGCAGGGCACUUCGGCUAUCAGCAAGGCCGCAGGUAACAUGAUAGCCGUCCAGUUCCACAAUGAGCUUCAUCAAGAAGGAUUCACCAUAGUCGCCAUGCACCCCGGAUGA
Molecule: messenger RNA, 249 nt
Organism: Exophiala aquamarina CBS 119918
Lineage: Eukaryota; Fungi; Ascomycota; Eurotiomycetes; Chaetothyriales; Herpotrichiellaceae
Exons: 1
Molecular function (GO): oxidoreductase activity, acting on the CH-OH group of donors, NAD or NADP as acceptor
Source: RefSeq, a predicted model, not a curated record